Molecule: messenger RNA, 739 nt
Organism: Dipodomys ordii (Ord's kangaroo rat)
Lineage: Eukaryota; Metazoa; Chordata; Mammalia; Rodentia; Heteromyidae
Gene: Apobec2
Product: apolipoprotein B mRNA editing enzyme, catalytic polypeptide-like 2
Exons: 2
Coding region: 40-729 (229 amino acids)
Biological process (GO): cytidine to uridine editing
Cellular component (GO): cytoplasm; nucleus
Molecular function (GO): RNA binding; cytidine deaminase activity
Source: RefSeq, a predicted model, not a curated record
CCUCUCCUCUCUCUGUGACUUCUGAGCCACAGCCUCUCCAUGGCCCAGAAAGAAGAGGCCGCUGCUGCCGCUGCCGCUGCCCCGGAGCCAACCUCCCAAAAUGGGGAGGACCUGGAGGACCUCGCCGAACACCCCGAGAAGCUGAAGGAACUCAUUGAUCUGCCACCCUUUGAGAUCAUCAGCGGGGAGCGACUACCAGUCAACUUCUUUAAGUUUCAGUUCCGGAAUGUGGAAUACAGUUCCGGGCGGAACAAGACCUUCCUCUGCUAUGUGGUGGAGGCCCAGGGCAAGGGAGGCCAAGUGCAAGCAUCUCGAGGCUACCUAGAAGAUGAGCAUGCAGCUGCCCACGCAGAGGAGGCCUUCUUCAACACUAUCCUGCCGACCUUCGACCCCGCCUUGCGCUACAAUGUCACCUGGUAUGUGUCCUCCAGCCCCUGUGCAGCUUGUGCCGAUCGCAUCAUCAAAACCCUGGCCAAAACCAAAAACCUGCGCCUGCUCAUCCUGGUGGGUCGACUCUUCAUGUGGGAGGAGCCAGAGAUCCAGGCUGCUCUGAAGAAGCUCAAGGAAGCUGGCUGCAAGCUACGAAUCAUGAAGCCCCAGGACUUCGAGUACAUCUGGCAGAAUUUCGUGGAGCAAGAAGAAGGGCAAUCAAAGGCCUUUGAGCCCUGGGAGGACAUUCAGGAGAACUUCCUGUAUUAUGAGGAGAAGCUGGCGGAUAUCCUGAAGUAGGCUACUGGCU